UCCACAUUGCGUGUAUAUAUAAUGAGGGAGAUAAAAAAAAUGAGAGCUAGACGUUAAGUAAGCAUCAGUAACCAAUGGCUGCGGAUCUUCUCUUGUGAUCGCGCGCAGCGUCAGAGCGGACGGAUGGCACAGCGCUUCAGGCAACGCGACAAACCUGCUUCCGCUCUACAAGGCAGCGGUCAUUGUCUCUGACUCAGUGUCUGUUAUUAAGAGAUGAUAUCAAAUUGACGUCAGUCAUCAUCCCUGGAUUUCCCUGGCCUUAUGUUGACAUGGCAACAGGAAGGAAAAGCUCCACUUCAAAAGGUGGAGUACGUUUUCCUGAUGAUGAUGAAGAUGCUCCCAUUAACAAUAGCUGUGAUGAAAAGCUUCAGGAUAAAGUCAUAAUUGCUCUACCAGAGCCUGAUGGUGCAUAUCUUGUUAAGGUGGGAUUUUUAAGGAGCCAUCACAGAUAUGAAAUCAUCUUUUCUUUGCCACAAGUCCCAACACUAGGGAAAGAUGUCACCCUUUCCCCCGCACUACGCACUACUGCAAAACCACGACUACGUGCAACACUCAUCACACCACGGCCUGACGGGGGAGCGAGGGUGGUUUGUGAGUACAGUGCUCAGCAGGAGGGAGUGGUGCAAGAGGAACUCACCCUGGUCAACAGGAGCAGAAGGGACAGCAGCGUCCGAGUUCGAUUACAGGCCAGAGUCAUGGAUCGCCACCAUGGGACGCCAAUGUUACUUGAUGGAGUGCGGUGUGUUGGUGAAGAAAAACACACAAAAUAAUGACACAAAAGAUGUGACUAAAUCCAUUUGCUUGGCUAUAUGAUGAGAAUGAACCAAAAUGAAAGAAUCUACAUGUGAAUGUGAACAACCCGUCUCACACCCAUCCAUGGAGGAUCCCAAAUUAAUUGUAUUCGCUAUUCUAGAGUCUAUGCCAAUCCAUCACGAAUUCAACUUUAGUUUUAACUGAAUUUUAUUACAAGAGAAUUAAAUCAAAAAGCAAUUUAAAGAGAAAAAGCAAUACCAUUGCAUCUG
This is a messenger RNA of Carassius carassius (crucian carp), 1022 nucleotides long. It is a transcript of the gene adisspa, whose product is annotated as adipose secreted signaling protein. Bases 270 to 770 code for a protein of 166 amino acids. The record is from RefSeq and is a predicted model, not a curated record. Lineage: Eukaryota; Metazoa; Chordata; Actinopteri; Cypriniformes; Cyprinidae. The transcript is spliced from 6 exons.